AUGACCGACUGGACAACUGAGCCACACUUGCAUUCCCACACCGCGUCCGACUCGCCUGAUGGCCCGGCGUUCGCCUCUCCCCUCGGCACCGCCAGCUGGGGCCCGGAUGGGUUCUCGCAUGACCCGGGAUUUCUGGCCUCGCAGGAGGAACUGCGAUGCAUGCUUUUUACCAUCGCGCAGUCGGCAGCACCGACUCGCGUGCCCAGCCCAGAGGGCCGAGCCGAUGCCGGUGUUCAGUCUCGGGAGCGGGAGCGCGCGCUGAUGCGCCCGGUACUGUCGGAUACGCGCCGCAUCGAGUAUUUGAAGAACUACGUUGGACAAGUGGCUCCAUGGCUUGAUAUGUUCGACUCGCAAUGUGCUUUCCGUGUUCAGAUCCCUGCUCUCGCCCGCACAUUCCCCGCGCUUCUCAAUGCUGUUCUGGCUAUCUCUGCCCGGCAAAUGGAGAGGAGGGAAGGCAUCCAAGACUCCUUCGAUAGCAUUGAGCUCUACCAGGAGGCUAUUCGCUUGCUAAGCCCAUUAUUGCAGGUGCGUGACCCCAAGGUCGUCGCCGCCUGCGUGCUGCUAUGUUGUCUUGAGAUGAUGUCGGCUCGUGCCCAGGAUUGGCGCCGUCAUCUAGAGGGAUGUGCUGCGUUGUUUGAUGCUUUUGGGAUGCAUGGUUUCAGUGGUGGCCUGCUUCAGGCUUUGUUCUGGUGCUACGCGCGCAUGGAUGUAUGUGGUGCUCUUAUUUCGGAUGGGACCCAGAGCACUCUUCUUCGACCGAGCAAGUGGCUAGCACCCGGCUGCCACGAGGAUGAUGCGUCGCGGCUAUUUCAGGCCACCCAAUCCCCUGAUAUGCACGCCAAUUAUGCCGUUUAUCUCUGUGCAAAGACCUGUGAGCUAGUCUCUGACCGGACGCAGUGCAUCGAACUUGGUUCUAAGAACGGCUGCACUGGUGAAGUCUUCAACCGUCGUUGGAUCCAGCUCUGGGACGAUUUACAGCAGUGGGUGGACAAGCGGCCACGCGAGCUACUUCCAGUGUACACGGCCCCGAAUAAACCAUUCCCAUACAUCCUUUUUAUUCAUUGGGCAGCUAUUUCCUCAAAUCAGCUGUACCAUACUGCCAGCAUCUUGCUUCUGAAUCUCAUGCCCAAGUCGGUCAAGUUGCAACCUGCACCUUCUGUGUCGGCGCUCUGGCACGCACGCCGUAUCUGUGGGAUUUCGCUGGCUAAUUCCCACCACGGCUGUUUGAACAAUGCCAUUCAGCCGUUAUGGAUAGCCGGGCGUCUCUUCAGCCAUGUCUCAGAGCAUACCAUUAUUGUCGAUAUCAUCCGAAACAUCGAGGCCGAUACCGGAUGGGGCGCUUGCUGGCGGAUUCGUGACCUAGAGCUGGCUUGGGGGUACCAGGUAUCUCGUUGA
Molecule: messenger RNA, 1395 nt
Organism: Penicillium lagena
Lineage: Eukaryota; Fungi; Ascomycota; Eurotiomycetes; Eurotiales; Aspergillaceae
Exons: 3
Coding region: 1-1395 (464 amino acids)
Biological process (GO): positive regulation of transcription by RNA polymerase II
Cellular component (GO): nucleus
Molecular function (GO): DNA-binding transcription factor activity; transcription cis-regulatory region binding
Source: RefSeq, a predicted model, not a curated record